This is a messenger RNA of Pleuronectes platessa (European plaice), 2511 nucleotides long. RefSeq names its product microtubule-actin cross-linking factor 1, isoforms 6/7. The record is from RefSeq and is a predicted model, not a curated record. Gene Ontology annotation, cellular component: plasma membrane. NCBI's taxonomy places the organism in Eukaryota, Metazoa, Chordata, Actinopteri, Pleuronectiformes, Pleuronectidae. Bases 1 to 2511 code for a protein of 836 amino acids. Gene Ontology annotation, biological process: synaptic signaling. The transcript is spliced from 13 exons. Gene Ontology annotation, molecular function: protein binding.
AUGGGUAACCUCAUCAGCCGGCCCAGCUGCCUGGGCCAGAAGUCCAAGCAUGUGAGGACAGAUGAGGCCUUUCUGAAAGAGUGCUACCAGCGACGAAGAGAGUGGCAGUUACCAGAGCAAAAUGGGGAGACUAAACAAGAAGAAGCUGUCGAAGACACAUCCAGAGAGGAUGCGGACAAGGACAGAGAAUUGGAGAAAGACAAAGAAAUACAGGAAAUUGAUUAUGUAAGAGAGGAGGGGACUCGUACUCCCAUUUCAGACAAACUCCUCCGCAGCUCUCCUGCAUCCACAAUCAGGAGUAGCAGUACUCUGGAAAAUGCCUGGCACAACACUCCAUCACCAAUAAAAACCUCCAGAAAUGGGACACUAACAAAGAGAACACUGGCACCGGAAUUUACCAGAUCUCCUCUGGCUUAUCCCGAAAACAACAGCGCAGAGAGGAGAGCCAGCUUCCAGAGGAGAGACUCUCGAGAAGGAAGUCCAUGGUCUUGGAAGACUGUAGCAUCACGUGAGGUUACAGAGGUGACGGAGGUGACGGAGACGAUCGUGACGGAAAUUGUAGAAGUGACAGAGUAUCCGUCGGGAGAUAAAGGAGGAGACCCAAUAAUCACCAGAACUGUUAGAGUCCUCAAUGGUGUGGCCGAGGAGCUUGCUGAGCUCCAAAGUGAUGGACAGUCAAGUUCAGACCAGGAUUCCAGCCUGGAUAGAUGGAGGGGAACAAGAUCUGCCUUGGCACUGCAGGAUGUGGCAACAGACUCUGAGACUUUUCUCCAAAACCUGAACGCUUUGCUCAUAUGGGUCAGUGAGAUAGAGGAGCUCAAAGACAAUCAGAAAGCCCCAUCCUCAGAAGUCAAAGUGGUGAAAGCUCAGCUCCAAGAACAAAAGCUCUUGCAACGCCUCCUGACAGACCGCCGGCAAAGCAUGGACUCCAUGAUGUUAGAGGGCCCUCGGUUGGUGGAGGCCCACCCAGGAGAGGAGGGGGAGCAGGCAAAGGUCAAGCUCUCCACUCUCAAACAGAAGUGGGAGGCCUUACAGCUGGAGGCAGAGCAAAGGAGGGGGAGGCUGGAGCUCAUUCUGCCCAGGGCCCAGCUUUUCCAGAAAGGAGCAGACAGUCUGCAGCAAUGGUUCAUAUCUGUAGAACAGACCCUAGCUGAACUACGAAAUGCAGAGAGAGUGAUGCUACAUAUCUCAGAGGCCACCGAUCACGGAAAGGCAGUUGUUACAGAGAUACAGGUAAAAACGUCAGAGUUAGGGAAAAUACAAAAGUCGGGGCGUGAUCUGAUGGAAGCAAUUUCAGAGGAGGAAGCCGAGCAGGUGCAAGAGAAGAUGGACACUCUGCGUAUCCGCUGCUCUGUAUUGAGUCUGAGCAGUCUGGAUGUGCUGCAGAGGCUGGAGCAGGCCCUGGAGGCCGCUAGUCGGUGCACCUCCAGCCAGGAGGACCUCCACCUGUGGCUGGGCCGCAUUGAGAGGGAGCUCCUGGGAGCAGCAGGAGCGCAGACACAUGCUGGAGACGCAGUUCUGUGUGCAGCUGAGAGGCAGAGGCUGGAGCAGGCGGUGGUGAAGGAGAUGGCUUGGUUCAAAAACACAGCGCUGGGUCUGGAAAAGCUGAAGACAAUUAAGCUGGAUCCAGAUCUCAUAGCAGGACAACUCUAUGAGCAGAAGAUUUUGGCUGUGGAGAUUCUCCAGCACAGGUUCAACAUUGAGAAGAUGGGGAAGAUCGCUGAAAUCCUGCUAACGUAUAGUGAUGAAGGAGAAACAGGCGAUCUUCAGACCCCAAUAGACGUGCUACAGGAACACUGCAACACCGCCUCAGCCACCAAUUCCCACGUUGUUCUGCAACUUGAGCAUGCUCAAUCGCUUCUUCUCCAAUUCUGCGAGGGGCUUGCUGAGGUUUCACCCUGGUUAGAAGAAACUCAAGCCCUCAUUGGCCACCUCUCCCUGAGCACAAUUAGCUAUGAAGCAUUUCGGGAACAACAGGACCUCUUACAGGGUUUGAGAGAAUCUAUAGCAGAACACAGACCUGUGAUUGCACGCCUGUGGUCCCUGGCAAAACGGUUGUCAGAACUAAAUCCCAAUCAGGGUGACGAGUUCUGUCGCAAGGCUGCAGAGGCCGAGGAGCAGCACAGAGCCAUUAGAGACUGGGUCAAAGAGACUGCAAGCGUGCUUGAGGAGUCACUCCCACGAUUAACACAGCUGAACGAGAGGAUGAUUCUCAUCAGAGAGAGUCUUGAUCGCCUGCGCAGUCGCAUACAGACGCCCACGUCACUUCAAGGACUCACCCCAAGGAUCCAGGAGCAGCUGCAGGACAACAAGCACACCCUGGCCGAGCUGUCCAAACUGGAGCUGGGCCUCAACAGUGUUAAGACCCAGGCAGACCAGCUACUGGCUAACACACAAGCAGCUGGCGAUGGAUCCAUUGGCACGGGUGCAAUGCUGUUCACAGAUUCUAAGGUGUUUUCUAAUUCUAGCAAUCAAGGAGCGUGUGUCCAGCCUGUCCCAGCUUUGGGAUGA